Molecule: messenger RNA, 6539 nt
Organism: Pristis pectinata (smalltooth sawfish)
Lineage: Eukaryota; Metazoa; Chordata; Chondrichthyes; Rhinopristiformes; Pristidae
Product: rab GDP dissociation inhibitor alpha-like
Exons: 11
Coding region: 129-1469 (446 amino acids)
Biological process (GO): vesicle-mediated transport; protein transport; small GTPase-mediated signal transduction
Cellular component (GO): cytoplasm
Molecular function (GO): Rab GDP-dissociation inhibitor activity
Source: RefSeq, a predicted model, not a curated record
GCUGCGGUCUGGUGCAGUUCCAACCUGUCAGAAGGGAGGCUCAGUCCUUGGCUUUGCAUCAAAUUAUUGUCUUUUGGCAAUAACUAAACACUCAGAAGUCACUGGGAUACUAAGCAACAGCAGCAGCCAUGGAUGAAGAAUAUGAUGUGAUUGUCCUGGGGACUGGACUUAAGGAAUGUAUCUUGUCUGGAAUCAUGUCAGUGAACGGGAAAAAGGUGCUGCAUAUGGACAAAAAUUCCUACUAUGGAGGGGAAAGUGCUUCAAUAACACCUUUGGAGGAACUGUUUAAAAGGUUCAAAGUUGCUGGUGGUCCUCCAGAAUCUAUGGGAAGAGGCAGAGACUGGAAUGUUGAUCUGAUACCCAAAUUCCUUAUGGCAAAUGGACAGCUUGUUAAGAUGCUGCUUUACACAGAGGUCACCCGUUAUUUAGACUUCAAGGUCGUAGAAGGAAGUUUUGUCUACAAAAUGGGGAAAAUCCACAAAGUUCCUUCUACAGAGACUGAAGCUUUAGCUACUGAUCUUAUGGGCAUGUUUGAAAAACGCCGUUUCCGAAAGCUCUUGUUAUUUAUCGUUGGCUUUGAUGAGAAUGACCCUAAAACUUACCAAGGCAUUGAGCCCAAAAAGACCACGAUGCGAGAAGUCUACAAGAAGUUUGACCUGGGGCAAGAUGUCAUUGAUUUCACAGGACAUGCAUUGGCUCUUUACAGAACAGAUGAUUACUUGGAUCAGCCAUGCCUGGAUACUAUCAAUCGAAUUAAAUUGUACAGUGAAUCAUUGGCUCGAUACAGCAAGAGUCCCUACCUCUAUCCACUGUAUGGACUUGGAGAGCUGCCUCAAGGCUUUGCUAGACUGAGUGCCAUCUAUGGGGGCACUUAUAUGCUCAACAAACCGGUGGAUGAAAUUGUGUUUGAAAAGGGGCGUGUGGUUGGUGUUAAGUCUGAAGGGGAGAUUGCUCGUUGCAAGCAGCUGAUUUGUGAUCCCAGUUACGCACCCACGCUGGUGAAGAAAGUCGGGAAGGUCAUCAGGGUCAUUUGCAUCCUCAGCCAUCCAAUCAAAAACACUAAUGAUUGUAAUUCCUGUCAGAUCAUCAUUCCACAGAUGCAGGUUAACAGGAAGUCAGAUAUCUAUGUUUGCCUCAUGUCGUACACGCACAACGUGGCAGCUGAAGGAAAGUAUAUUGCCAUCGUUAGCACCACUGUGGAGACCAGCAAUCCUGAGAAGGAGGUUCAGCCAGCAUUGGAGCUUCUGGAACCCAUUGACAAAUCAUUUGUUUCAAUCAGUGACUUGUACCAGCCAACAGAUGAUGGAAAAACAAGUCAGAUUUUUAUCUCUAGUUCUUAUGAUGCAACCACCCACUUUGAGACCACCUGCGAUGACAUAAAGAGCAUCUACAAACGGAUGACAGGCACCGACUUCGACUUUGAGAACAUGAAACGCAAACAGAACGAUGUGUUUGGAGAUGAUGCGUAGUAUAUGUACUCCAAGUCGUGCUCUCUUCUUCAACAGCGCUUUCACAUGAGAAUACUGACAAAACUAUUAGUGGGUUAGAUUGUUAUUUACAGAGAUACGUGCAGUUGUCCAAAGAAACUCCUGCCUCUUCGAUCUGGUUUUCAAAUCUUCUGCUUCUCUUCAGGUUGGGGGCGGGAGGGUGAGGGGGAAAUGAGUCAAGAUUCCAAAUUUAGUUUGGCCAGUGGGAUCCUGUUCAAAUUCUGCGUGGGUAUCAUACAUGAGUGAUGCUAUUGCAGUGAAAUCAGUCUCAAGGCCCAGCUACAUAAAGAUGAGGUCUCCCUUUGACUAAAUGCCUGGUAUUUGUAUGUGAAUAAUGUUUACUGCUUCCUAUGAGUGCUCAAUACCAUUGCUGUGGAUCUUCCCUGCUCUGGCCCAGCCUCCAUGCAGAAAUGGAUCGACUAACUAGGCAUCCUUUUACCCAUACAUUUGUACCUAACGCUACAAAUGCAUGGGUAACUCCACUGAUGAAUCCUGUUAACCGUUGAUAUUCAGUGAACCUUUCUAAUCAGUGGGAAAAUGUGAUUAAUGUAUGGUUAGUUUAAAUGGGUAAGCACAGACUCAGUGGGCCAAAGAGUCCAUUUCCAUGCUGUAUCAUUCUAUGAUUUUUAUUUAUUGGGAAACAUACACAAAGCUUUCAAAUUUAAUGCCUGUGGAGGUGUGUACCAUCCCCUUUCCAUCAGUGCUAAUUGAAGAAUAAAGAGUGAUAUUAACACGGAAGCUUUUUAUGGGGAAUAUUCUGAAGCAUUGGGGUAUUUUUUCAAUGCUUUGGCAGAGGCUAGCACUUCUUGGUUUUACUGAAAGAAGGCCACCCUUUCCCCUUCCUAAUUCUCCGCCCGCCCCCCCCCCCCCCACCCCCCCACCCUUCCCUGAGCACAGGUGAGCCGGAGGCAAGUUGCAGCUACCCAAGGGAAGAACACUGAGCAGAGGAUCGGAAAGCUGAAGCUCCUCAUUCUCAAAAAAGUUGCCUCAAGUGUCCUUCUCAAGUUGCUCAAGUUAACUGCAACACAGCAGCCCAGGACUGAAUGAUGCAGCAAUGGAUACUUAACAUUAUUCCUUUGACUUUUGUCAUGGGUUGAAAAAUAUUUAUGCAGUCGUGCCCUCAAUAGUUUGUGUACAAGUCCAUAGAUUAUGUCCUGUUUGAAAGAAGAGUCAAAAAGCCACUUUGUUCUUUUAGUUUUCUCUCACUAUUUUCUUGUAUUUUUAACACUAAAUUGGCUGAGCACUGGUUGUAAACAGGUUUCACUUUAAUUAAGAAGUUUUUUUUGUGUCCAUUCAUCACCAGGCUGAUCUAACUGAAUACUGGAAAUGUAGAAUGAAGCAGAGGCAGGAAGAAAAGACCAGAAUCCUGUGAGUUGUUGUGGGUUCCAGAAACUAGAUCCCAAAGAAGUUUAUAAAUCGACUAAUUUUUGUAAUGGCAGAAACAUUUUCUCAUGUGAAAGAGCAAGUAGACUUGUUUUAAUUAAGAAUUAAACUCUCUUGUUUAUGAUGUGAUAUAACUGGAUUUGAGUCUGUGUAUGGAUAUAGCUCCUUAGUAUCUCAUCCUUUAUAGAGUUAUUGCCUUGUAGCUGAGAGCUUGCAUUUUACCUGUGGUGGAUACACCUACUUCCUUGCACAUACAUUACCCCACAUCUCCUGUAGAGUAAAACUGGAAAUGACAGUCAGCUGGUAAUUUAACGAUGCCCACACACUGGUUAACCAGAGGAACUCCAGUCAGCAUUAACUAGUUCUGCUUUGUUUCUGUCUUCUAAGAAGCCGUGUACACAUGCAAGGCAAAAUAUUCCCGUGACAGAAUGAUAACUUUAUUACCGUCAUUAUGAUUACCUUCAUAUUUGUCUUGUUAGUUCAGUUACUGGGUUCUCUGGUCAGUUUCCUAACUUGCGAUUUAUUCUUAAUUGGGAAUUUACAGUAAACCAUAAUAUAUUUUUCUUUGUCCGUACAAUCUGGGGACCUCUUGAUAGACUGAGAAGAACCAAUGAAUACUAUUUGGAGGAGUUGGGUCAGAGUAGGAUUUGGAGUAUUUCUUUUGUGUCAGUAACUUGGAUUCGGAAGUUGAAUGCAAAGUGGUCAGUUUUGCAUGUGAUACCAAAGUAGGAAUGACCUGUUAAUAAGGCAGUGACCUGGACAAGAUGCAUUAAUGAGACAUUGGGAAGUGUUUCACUUUGUAGUUAAAAUGCAAGAUGAAUUAGUUAAAGACCAAGUUGAAAGAAAUCUCAGAAUUUUAUUAAAAUUGAUGAUAAAUAUGCAUGCAGUACAGGUGAACAAACACCAAGCUCAACUUCUUGACAAAUAUCGCAAAUACUGGGCAUCUCAGUGGCUCAGCGAGCAGAGCCGCAACCUCCCAGUGUCAGAGACCCGGGUUCGGUGCUGUUGGUUUUUUGUUUCUACAACUCUUAUUUCAAGUUAAUUAUUCUUUCAAGGUGAGAUUUCCAAGGUUUUUUGUGUAGAGUUUGCAUGUUCUCCCUGUGACCAUGUGGGAUUCCUCUGGGUGCUCCAGUUUCCUCCCAUAUCCCAAAGACUUGCAGACUGGUAGGUUAAUUAUUCGCCACAAAUUUCCCUUUGUGUUAUAGGUGAGUUGUAGAAUCUGGUGGGGGUGGUGGUUGAUGAGAGUGUAUAGAGGAAAAAACUGGGGUCAAUGUUGGUGGUUAGCACAGACUUGAUGGGGUGAAGGGGCUGUUUGUGUUCUGUCUCUCUGUGAAUCUAUAAUUCCAAGUUGGAGGAAAUAAUCAAAACUCUGCUCUGGUCACAGGUUCUGAGCAUUACAUCCAUUUCUCUUUCCUAAUGAGGAAAUGGUAUUUUGUGCAUUACAGCCCUAAGGCCAAAUUCCUCAUUAUGCCCACUGACCUCUAACCCUAGUGUCCAGGGUUAAUUCUGAGCCAGGCUUAGGAAGAUUGGGGCUUUACAUCUCAACAGUUUGUUGAGAGACAAACUGUUAAGAGAAAGUUAACGGUUUCACCUGAAGUAAUGUACUGUCAGAAUAGAAUAAGGGGACAUGGGCUCAAAUUAGGUCAAGGAAAUUUUAUGACAGAUAUUGGAAAUCUCACCCUGAAAGAAUAAUUAACUUGAAAUAAGAGUUGUAGAAACAAAAACGGUGUGGAUUGCUUAAGAAAUAUUUGGAUGUUCAACUGAGAGAUCUUGGUGGAUGGGUGAAUUUAGAUAAGCCACAUGAAUCUGGUUAAUUUGACAAUGGUGUCUAUGCAUAGCCCAGAUGGGGAUCCUGAAUACUCUGGACCUUGACUUUAAUAAAUGACAACAGAGUUAAUAGUUCAAACACUUUCUUGGAUAAACAUCUGCAUAAGUGAGUUUUCUACCACUUGAAAAUUCUGACUAGUCACCUGUACAAAAAACAGCCAAGAAGAGAACUGUUAGCUACUUAAUUGGUACUGCUAAUUUCAUGUGAGCAGUUGAAAAUUGGUUGCUUAACUCAUAGUAAUAAUUUUAAGUUUAUUUCUUUUGGUGGAGCAACGUUUCAUCAUUGCGGAGGAAGGUUACGGGGAGGAGUUUUCCUUUGGAAGAUCAUCCAUUGUGUCAAAGGCUAAACUUGUCACAUGAUUACUAAUUCUAAAAGUUUAAAAUUUUUCAUUCCUUUUAUCCUGUCGGAGUGAGAAAUGAUGUUGGUAUUUGGUUCCUGAUUUGCUCCACCUAAUAUAUUGACUUAGUCAAAAAUGUCACUGUUUAAAUAAUCUUAUUGGCCUCUCAGCUCCCCAGUGUAUCCGAGUUGCCCUACUCCUGAAGCUUUGCUGGCAAAACCUUCCACUUCAGCUUCACCUCAUCUAGUCAAAUGAGACUUGAGUACCACUGGAGAGUUGGCGUACCUUCAUGUUGAAGGCCAGAUGUUCCUAUCCAUCUUGCAUUUUUGUAUGGUGCAAUAUGACACCAUCUCAGAUCUCACUGAGAGUUUGAGUAUGAUAUCACUACAAAUCCCCGUCAUUACCCAAUAGAUUGUUGUCAGUAACAUAACUACUUUUUAAACCAAGUUGUUAGAGUGAAUGAGACUACUUUACCUCCUACAGCUACACAAUAUAGUGUAAUGGGUAAUCAAAGAACAUUGUCAAAGGCCUGUGGUCCAAUCAAAAGACUAAGAGUAGAGUUCCUGAUGUAAUGGUAGAGAACAAUAAAAACGAAUCAAUUGGUUACUCAUAAGUUUACUGUUUGUGGGACUAUGUCUCAAACUGUCUUGUUGGCUUAUAUAAUAGUGAUUCACUUAGAAAUAUGCUUAUUGGUUCUGGAUAUGUUACGUGCAGAGGACUUGAAAGACACUACCUGAAUGCAAACCCAAAGGCCUUGAAAUGAUGAACCCGCUUCUCAAAAUCAUGACUUAACUGGCAGAAAAAUCCUUGCUGCAGAAGUUCUGGGCUGUAACACCUCUGACCUUUUCUCCCCCUCGUUAAUUUUCAAUUGACACUGGUAAAAGCAACCUCCCCUUGCAGUUUUCGACACUGUGUGCGCUGGCAGUCUGAUUUGUUUGAAAAGGGAUCAAGACCAUGUUUGUAGUUCAGACAAGCACAGUUUGCAGCAGAGAACUUUGGAUAUGAUAAGAGAACCACCAUUUUCCCACCACCACCACCACCACCCUUCCACCUCAUCGUACCCUCAACUCUUUGCAUACUGUGCCCAAGUCAGGUUGGGAUUUCCUUGGUGUGGCUCUGUGUUGUGUAGAUAAUGUGGUCUAUUGAUUUAUUAGGGCCCUUCACCAUCAAAAGCGGGAAACAAAAGGGUGAGACCACUGACGGCCAGAAUUGUGUGAUCACAGUGCCCUGUCAGUCAGUUGUUUGUUAAUUACAUUCAUUCAUUUUAAAGAUAGUUGUGCUAUAAACAUGAUAAAGCUAAUGACCAACUUCAAAGGUUCACAUCUAACAGUUCUGUCGGAAUAUAUGCUUGCUGUGUGUCCACCGUUGCUCUCUGAUGUAGAAAUGCCAGUCUUAGAUGGCUUGUGUAUUGCUCUGUACUGUAAACACUGUUGUUGUACGAAAAACCUGAGAACAUUCUCCUACCCUGACCUGAAUUAUCAAAUAUUAAAGUAUUUAAAACUAA